UCCCAUGCUUUUUCUUUUGUCUCUCACAAACAUGCUUUAUUCCCACUGAACUUCACCCCUAAAAAGAAGACGAUCCUCCUUGUGUUUGCAAACGACAUUGCUUCCCUUUCUUUGUGUCUCUCUCUCUAGCCCCCACAAGAACUACAAACUAAGGAAGAAGCCAAACACCCUCUUUUGCUCUUGUUUGUUCCCACAUACCACCCCGUUCCUAUUUUGGCAUGAACAUAUCUUAAACAGUGCUUGUGAGACAAUUGUUGUAGUGUAACUAUACCUGAAAAGAAUGGCAUCCCCUUCUGAACUAAGCCUUGAUUUCAAGCCACAUAGCUACUCCAUGCUACUGAAAUCAUUUGCUGAUCAAAAUGAUCAAACCUACAAGCUUGAAGAGUUCCUUUCUCGCCUAGAGGAAGAACGUCUCAAGAUUGAUGCCUUCAAGCGUGAGCUUCCUCUCUGCAUGCAACUUCUCACAAACGCCAUGGAGGCUUCAAGGCAGCAACUUGAGAGCUUCAGAGUAAAUAAUCAAGACAACAGACCAGUUCUGGAGGAAUUCAUACCUGUGAAGCAUUUAGCCUCUGAUCAAAGCUCUGAUCAGAAAGCAACAAACAUAUCUGAUAAUAAGGCAAAUUGGAUGACAUCUGCUCAACUAUGGAGCCAAGCAAGUGAAGCAAUUACCAAACAACAAUCCACAAUCAAAGAGAGUGAUGGUGAUAUGAUUGGAUUCAACAACACCAGCCCUAAUAAGCUAGUUCUGGACAACAAACAGAGGAAUGGUGGAGCCUUUCUACCAUUCUCGAAAGAGCGAAACUCGCUGCAAGCUCUACCUGAGCUAGCCCUUGCUUCUGCUGAGAAAGAAAUUGAGGAUAAGAAACAUGCAGAUGGAGAGAAAGGAGGGUCUUCAUGUCAGAAGAGGGAGAGUAAUAAUACAGGCAAUAAUGAUGGAGUUGUGAUUGAUCAAGCUAAAGAAAAUUCAGUAGCAUCCCAUGCUCAAAACACAAACAACAACAACAACACUCAAAAUCAAAAUCACAGGAAAGCAAGAAGGUGUUGGUCACCAGAUUUGCACCGCAGAUUUGUCAAUGCCCUUCAAAUGCUAGGUGGAUCCCAAGUGGCAACUCCAAAACAGAUAAGGGAGUUGAUGAAGGUUGAUGGUUUGACCAAUGAUGAAGUUAAAAGCCAUCUGCAGAAAUAUAGGCUUCACACAAGGAGACCCAGUCCAAGCCCACAAUCAGGUGCACCAGCAGCACAACUAGUGGUCCUCGGAGGAAUCUGGGUCCCACCAGAAUACGCUACGGCGGCGGGCCACACAGGCACCCCCACCCUCUACGGCGCACACCCUGCCUCUCACGGGCCACCACCACACUACUGCCCUCAGGAGUUCUAUACCACAGCGCCACCACAACCAUUGCUUCCGCCGCCUCCACGACACCAACACCACAAUUAUGUGUACAGGACCACUGCCCACGGCCAUAGGUCACCGGAAUCCGCAAGGGACCCGUCGGAGAGCAUAGAGGAUGGGAAGUCAGAGAGUAGCAGCUGGAAGGGUGAGAGUGAAGGGGACAGAAAAGGGCUGGCUGCAGAGAGUAAUGAGAGUGAGAUCACUCUCAAAUUCUAAGGCUCAUGCAGUUUUCAAAUUAGGGUCUUCCUUGCAUGUUCAACUAUUCAUCAUAACUAUGAACAAGAAGAAAAAAAAGUUUGGUAGAACAAAAAUAUUCUUAUUUAUCAGAUGACUUUUCUGUAGUAGAGACCUUACUGCAUAGGGUAAAAAGGCAUAAAAGUGAGCAAUAACAGUUUUGUUUUACUUUACUAUGCACUUCUUUGAUGCUUUUAGCAUUUUCUGGAUCUGGGUUAUAAAUUUGCCCUUAAAUGAUGUAGUUAUAUAACAAUGUUAAACAGCUUCUAUAUAUAUAAGUAAUUUUUCAA
This is a messenger RNA of Lotus japonicus, 1917 nucleotides long. Its product is annotated as myb family transcription factor EFM. The transcript is spliced from 4 exons. The record is from RefSeq and is a predicted model, not a curated record. Gene Ontology annotation, biological process: regulation of DNA-templated transcription. Lineage: Eukaryota; Viridiplantae; Streptophyta; Magnoliopsida; Fabales; Fabaceae. Gene Ontology annotation, molecular function: DNA binding; DNA-binding transcription factor activity. The coding region runs from base 281 to 1609 and encodes 442 amino acids.